This is a messenger RNA of Cuscuta europaea, 3454 nucleotides long. The record is from the annotation of a GenBank genome assembly. NCBI's taxonomy places the organism in Eukaryota, Viridiplantae, Streptophyta, Magnoliopsida, Solanales, Convolvulaceae.
CAAAUUAUGGGUUCUGAUCAAUGUAUUUGCAGCACAGACUUAGAGUUGGGGCUGGGGAUGGGGUUGGGGAUGGGGUUUUCCCACACCAGUAAUAAUAUGUUUCAUGCGGCGGCAGAAGUCACGUCGGCGGUGGCGGUCCGGCAGCCGUCGCUGAAUCUGAGCCUCUCUUGUGAAACCUUUGAUAAGGACUGGAACAAAGACCGGGAAUCCUCGGACUUGUACCGACAGGACAGCGCCGCUUCGUCGUACCUGUCGAACGCCAACGUUAAAAGGGAGAGAGAAGUCUGCGGUGCCGUAUUUGUAAGAGCUGAGGCGGCGGCGGCGGCGGAGAGAAUUUGUUCAGGAGCAGUGAUGUGGGAAAAUAGUGACGUUGGUAGUAAGAAUAAUUAUGCAACGAAGAACAAGAAGCAAAGGCUCUCCAAAUCUCAGUCUUCUCUUUUAGAAGAAACUUUCAAGCAAACCACCACUCUCAAUUCGCUCCGCCGUCGAUUGUGCCCUCGCACCACAGCGGCGUUUGCCGUAGUCCUGCACUCAUCAGCUACGAGUUAUUAAAACAAGCCAUAAUCUGAAAUUCAAAAGAAGCACAAAACAUAAAAGAAAUAGGGGGAAGAAGAAGAAGAAGAACAAGAAGGAGAAAGAAGGAGGAGAAGAAGAAAAAGGAGAUGGAGGAGGAGAAGAAGAUGAUGAUGAAUACAUGGUUUUGAUGGAGAGAUCGUUGCAGAGGUGGCGGUCGACGUCGAGCAGCCACCUGCGAUUAUAGCAAGUCGGUCGAGUUGCUAUCGAUGGCGGUUGAGUUGCGUCCAUGGAAGCUGAGUCGCAAGGGGAAAUUGUAAUCCCAGGUCUCGCGAUCGGUGCAGAGAGAUUGGGGAAAAGGUGAUUUAGGGAUUAAGGGUAAAAAUGUAAUCUGGAGUCCCAUUUAAGCAAUUUAAAACUUCAAGUCCUGUUUUGGAGUUUUAACCAUGUUUUAGUCCUAUUUAGAACAAUUUCUUUUUAAUAAAAUAAUACUACGUAUAAAUUAUACUGCAAUUAAAAAGUAGCUAUUCCUACACUUUAUUUAGAUCUACUAAACUAAUUGUGCAUGGGGCUAAAAAAACAUACACGGUUCAACAUGGCUAAACAAAAUAAGAGGUUUCUGAACCCAAAACUUAUGCAUAAAAGUAUGAUAAAAACAAUUAUUCAUAAAAGUAUGACUAUUAGUUACGGAGUAAUUAAUAACUAUAAGCAUAUACCGAAUAUUCAUGAUGGCUGAUGUGUAAAAUUUAAGAUAAGAAUAGUCUCUAAAAGUUACUAUUAUGGUCACAGGCAUGGGUGGUAUAAAAAUCAUACUUUCAUCUCUAAUACUCCCUCCAUCCCAAAAUAAUUGUCCUACUUUGACCUUCACACAAUUAACAAAAUGAAGUUGACUUCACACUGUAGCCACACAGUUCGACACUGUAGCGACACUGUUUGGCACUUUGCACUGUUUGACAUUGUUUUGUAUAGAUUUGUUUACCAAAUAUGGAAAGUUUCAAAGUAGGACAAUUAUUUUGGGACAUCCAUUUUGAGAAAGCAGAACAUUUAUUUCGGGACAGAGGGAGUAAUAUUUAGUCAUAUUGACGGCAUUAAAUUCAUUUUGUGAAUCAAAUUAAAUUCAUUACUAAGGGCUAAUAUUAUUCGUACCAAGGGCUAAUAUUAUUCGUACCAAGGGCGGCUAUAUAAAACAGUAUAUAUAGCGACGAGGGCCAGUCCUAGAAAAAUGAAGGCCCUAUGCAAGAGAAAAAAUCAGGCCUUUCAUUUUCUUCUAAAAAUUAGACCACUACCUAUGAGGAUGAUAAAAUGAAAAUACUAAUAAAGUAAUAAACUAUUAAAAAUUUAUGUCAAAAUACCAAUUACUACGUAUUACUCCCUCCGUCCCCCUGUUAUUUUCCCAUUGCGGUUUACGAUGCUUGACCGACGAUAAAGCAAACAAAUCCAUGUCCGCACUCAAAUUAUUUUUAGGAAAAAAAAUUACAUAUUCAGAAACUACAUUAAAAGAUUUACAAAGUCGCAAAAACCAGAAUCAAAUUUGAUAAAAAUUGAUACAUAAAGUAAGAGAUUAAGUGUGAUUUGUGUUGACCAAGUGAAUAGGAAAUGAGACAAUAAUAGAGGGACGGAGGGAGUAGCUAACAAUUACAAACCCAAAAAACAAAAUUUAUUUAUUUAUAAAGUAUAAUAGUGAAACAAUUACAAAUUUUACAACUUAAUUGCCCAAAAAUAUAAAUUGUUAAAAUCAAUUACAAAAUUAACAUCUAAAGAUCUAAUUGAUGUUGCGCAGUGAACUGUAAUAUACUACGUAAUUGUUAAAAGCGAGAGGGAGCAUGCGAUUAAACGUGUCAGUCGUUACCCUUCUUUUAUGUUGGCAGAAUGACUUUGAGCUAUUUAGACAAUCUAAUACUCGAGUGUGUAAGCAUAAUAAAACAAAGUAAACGGACGGGAGGAUUGAAUAUUUUAUUAAAUGAAAGAAAAUAAAAUACUAGUAGUAAGAUGAGAGAAAUAAAAUAUUAAAGGUAAUCUGCCUUGGGUUUGCUAUUUUCCACUUAGCGAAAUGCCCGUUGAUCACAUUCAUUCAUUGGUCAUCUAAUGAAAUCAAUUAAGAUUGACAAUCUCAACACAAACGGUUUUUCAGUUUCACCAAUUCAAUAUAAUUACCCUCUCUUACAUUAUUAACCAAGAGACGCAUGUAUUAAUAAUCUAUGUUUACUAGUUAUGAAAGGACCAAGUGAAUAACAAGCUUAUUCAUUGACCGAUUCUAGCAAAAAUUACUUCUACUUAGGAAAUAAAAAUAUGUCAGUCCUAUUUUGGAAUUUCAAGACUUUUUCGUAGCAUAGUAAUAUAUAUCAUCGACCAAUAGUCUAUUACUAGAAUACGAAGUAUUCAAGUAGUCUGAUCUCAUUUUUAUCAAUAUAAAUAUUCUUAUGAAACAUCAUUUCAAAUUGAAUUAUAAACAGAUGAUAUGAUUAAUCCUUUCAUGUUUUUGUAGAAACAAAAGCAACAAUUGGCAAGGGAACUCAACAUUAAGCCUCGUCAAGUGGAAGUCUGGUUUCAAAAUAGAAGAGCCAGAACAAAGCUAAAGCAAAUAGAAGAAGAUUACGAGUUGUUAAAGAAAUGCUGCGAGAAGUUAAGGGAUGAGAACGUGAGGCUAGAGAAAGAGGUACAGGAACUGAAAGCUGUGAAGCUAUCGAAGCCCAGCUUUAGCAUCCAUUUACCGGCGGAAGGGCCGGGAAAAGCUUCUUUUAUGAUGACUUAUCUCAGUCAUUUCUACAGCACAAAAUAGCCUGCCCACCCGCAGCUUGAGUAUAUGUAGUAUAUAUUUUGUAAUUAAUUAAAACGGUAUAUAUUCAAUUAUUACAUAUCAUUAUGGCUAUUAUUCUCGUGUAGUCGUGUGGGAUGAUUUAUUAAUUGUUAUUAGUUAUUCAAGACUUAGGCAUUUACUUCA